Messenger RNA from Styela clava, 2992 nucleotides. Its product is annotated as histone H4 transcription factor-like. Gene Ontology annotation, biological process: anatomical structure development; regulation of transcription by RNA polymerase II. The record is from RefSeq and is a predicted model, not a curated record. Gene Ontology annotation, molecular function: RNA polymerase II cis-regulatory region sequence-specific DNA binding; DNA-binding transcription factor activity, RNA polymerase II-specific. Lineage: Eukaryota; Metazoa; Chordata; Ascidiacea; Stolidobranchia; Styelidae.
UUUAAUCAAUGUUGCAAAUUAUGUUGUGUUGUAUUUUUUAUAUUCUAGAAAAAUAUGGCCAUACUGUAGCUUGUUUUAUGUGGUAAAAGCGGUGUGGAGAGUGGCCUGACCAUGUCAUAUCAAAGGAUUAAAGAACUGAAAGUACAAUGUGAAUGGUCAACAUGUACAAGUACUUUUGAUGACAUGGAAGAAUUUUAUCAACAUUUAGAAGAUCAUUUCUGGAAAGAUAUUGCCGCAGUGCCAUUGCAACCUGGAACAACAGUUAUUUGUCACUGGAAUGAAUGUAAUUUUACAACAACGGAUGGACAUGAUCUUAUUCGACAUAUUUAUUUCCAUGGCUUUCAUACCAAGUUAAAAUGGCGAGGAUAUUUAAAACACUUGGAAGCAAAUACAUGUGAGUGUCAAGUUGCUCAAAAUCCCAAUGUUAUUCCGGAAUUGCCUGACGGAUUCAAAUGCUGCUGGGAGGAUUGCUAUGCAAUCCUCGAUAUACCAGAUAAAUUUUAUGAUCAUAUCAGAGAACAUGCUAUUAUUUCUGAAGUGGAAGAUAUUGGGAAUGAUGAAAAGGGUUUUAAAUGCCAUUGGAAAGGUUGCAAUUACACAUAUCGUUAUCAAGAUAAGAGACGUUUAUCACAUGGUCGACAUAAGUUACGUUUACACAUGAGCACACAUACACAGGAGAGAAGUUAUGCAUGUCCAUGGUGUGGAAAUCUUUAUGUGAAUUUAACAAAACUUAUUGAUCAUUUUACUCGUCAAACUAGUAUAGAAAAUCAUACUUUCCAAUGUACUCACUGCUCUAGAACAUUUGCUUCAGAAAGAAUAUUAAAAGAUCAUAUGAGACACCAUGUGAAUCACUACCAGUGUCCCAAAUGUGCAAUGACUUGCCCUAACCCAUCUGCAUUGAAACAUCAUAUGAGAUACAAACAUUCUAACGAUCGACCAUAUGCUUGUGAAUUCUGUGAAUAUAGAUCAAAAGAACCGCACGAUCUUCAAAUUCAUAUGCAAUUCCACCAAAGUGAUUUGUCUUAUCAAUGUCAAUAUGAAGGUUGUGAUUAUAUUGUCAGAUCAGCACAAAGUUUAAGAUAUCAUUACAGGGUCAAGCAUGGAGCUGGUGAUGGUAAACUAUAUGCUUGUCAUCUAUGUGAUAAAAGAUAUGGGACCGGAUAUCAAUUAACACCACAUUUAAGAAAAGUUCAUAAUUUUCAAUGGCCGCCUGGGCAUUGUAGAUUCAGGUACAAAGAGUGUGAAGAUGGCUUAUUCAGGCUUCAAGUUUUUCGCUAUGAAUCGAUUGAACUCACUGAACAAAGAAUGUCAUCAUCAAAAUCAGGAAUUGAGGAUGAAAUUGAUUCAAGUGAACUAGCUCAUAUUACACCAAGUUCUAGUACUGCACCUGCUAGGAUCACAAAAGCAAAAAGGACAAUCAUAAAUGAACCAAUAGUAAAAAGUACUGAAACGAAGAAAAACAGAAAGACCAAGAAGCAAGCCACCAGAAAAUCUCCCAGAAAAAGUGGAUCUGCUAAGAAAACUUCUACUGUGAGUCAACCAAAUAAACCUUCAUUAUCGUUGGAGGCUAUGCCUGAUCUUUAUAUCAACUCUGAUGAAUGUUUGGAAGCUGCUGAUACACUGUGCCAUAUGAAAACUCUUUCUUCAAAGAAAAAAAAAACGAAGAGAAAAGUUCGAGAUUCAGAUGAAGAGCAUGACGAUAUUUAUAUUAAUUCUUAUCUCGAAGGAAGUGAAAGUGAUUUAAAAUUGGUAACUAAUGAUGAGGACAAAAUUGUUGCAUCAGAUAUAGAGGAAAUUGAAUCCACGCCUAAUAGAAGCUUUACUGUGAGGAAUGUUGGAGUCACAACCAGAAGUAGUUCCAAGAAAUCACCCAUGACACCAAGUCCAACUAAGAGAAGAUUUGUUAAAGCUAAGAAAAGAUUAAAAAUGAAUACCUCAGAAAAUCGUAAUGGACAAGAUUUGAAUAAAGAAAAUAUUGAUUUUGCGAGCCUCAAGGAAUGUUCUGUUGAUCUUGUACCUAUUAUUAACAAUCCAGUGUUUCCAAAUCACCACAAAAAUUGCCUGAACUCAACUCUAAUUGACCCAACAGAAAAUUCUUGUUUUGAUACGUUAGGAAGAGAAACUGAUUUUUCUGCCCUUCUGGAGAAUCAGACAUUUAUAACAGCAAACAUUAAUCCAGGACAGAACACCAUGGACUUAGAAACAACUACCGUCUCAACCAAGUUACCUGCUUUUCUAAAUGAUGAAACUGCUCCACUGAAAACCCCAGAAAAGAUGAACCAAAAUGUGGAAUUAGAUCAAGCUAUUGACAUUGAACCUCCUUUACCUGUUGUUGGAGAAAGCCCGAAUGAGAAACACCACAUGAAUGCAAAUGGAGUUAUGGAUGUUGGUCAAGCAGGAAGCGAACAAACUACUAACGAUCAAUGUGUUGAAGUUAACUGCAGUGAAAUGGUGUUGGAUGAGGAAGGCAAUAGAACAAUUGUGAGAGUUGGUGAUGAAGAUUACUACAUUGUUGCUGGAACUGAUACAACUUCAGGUGGUACAGCCUAUUGUCUUGUGAAAGCGUCUGAUUUUGAUGAAUAGAAAUGAAUUUUUGUCAAGUUUUAGGUGUAGCUUGUUUUUUUUUGUGGGAUUGUUCAUCAUGCCCAUGGGCAGAAAAGUGAAAUUUAUUUUCUCAAGCGUGAAUUGUCUUGUCCAGUGUGUUGUGAUUGGAAUGCGAAAAUGCGGCCUAUGGCUAUACUUUGCGAUCUGCUAUAUUUUCAGUGGGAAAAUUUAGUUAUGUACUUCCUUGAUUGCGUCACAUAAUAUGUAACCAUUUGUAACAGUGUUUGUCCGAUGGACUUGAUCAUUUAAAUUGACUCAAUAUUUUGAGGCAAUGACUGACUACUUUGAGAUUCUAUCAUUACAUUGUAUGCUGUUUUCAAGUAAUCUUCAUUCUAUUAUGAAAUUCGUUAACGUUUAUGUUAUUAAUAAUAAAAUUAUACUUCUUUUA